Messenger RNA from Doryrhamphus excisus (bluestripe pipefish), 2064 nucleotides. RefSeq names its product ceramide kinase. Lineage: Eukaryota; Metazoa; Chordata; Actinopteri; Syngnathiformes; Syngnathidae. Gene Ontology annotation, biological process: ceramide metabolic process; phosphorylation. The record is from RefSeq and is a predicted model, not a curated record. Gene Ontology annotation, molecular function: ceramide kinase activity.
GUUUGGGGCGGUGUCUUCAGCAUUUCAUGAAUUAAUCGCGUCUCCAUUUUCAUCCGGAGGCAGAUGAUAGGUUUGAGAUAAGGCUGCCGGGGUGCUGGAUAGUGGCUGGAUGGAGCCGGUGUUGACGCUGGAGUCAAGCUUGUGGGUUGGAAAUAAACGAUACCGAGGCGUGCUGACUGGCUGGAAAUUCAACUGGACCGAGGUAGAUAAGAAGAAUCGCGAUAAGAAAACAAUUUCAGUGUUUGUGGCGGACAUCGUUGGUGUGGAGGAUGGACAGGUUUACAUCCUGCCCCACAAGUCUGCAGUGGACACAGAUAAAAUCUUCACCGUUUUCUAUGUGAAGCGUAUCAGACGUAGGGGGGCUAAUGGUGUGCUAUGGAGACUGAGCCGGACCCAGUUUAGCUGUCCUAGCCGUGCCCUCAGAGACCAGUGGACCAAACAUCUAAGAGCUGCUCUCAAAACUCACAGUCCUUUGCGUCCCAGCAGUUUAUUGGUGUUUAUUAACCCAUUUGGAGGGAAGAAGAGAGGAAGAGACAUAUAUCACUCUCUAGUGGCUCCUAUCUUUGAGCUGGCUGGCAUCAGCUGCCAUGUUAUAGUAACUGAGCGGGCAAACCAGGCGAGAGACCACUUGCUGAAGAAAGACUUGACGGGCUUUGAUGGUGUGGUGUGUGUGGGUGGGGAUGGCAUGUUCAGUGAAGUACUCCAUGGUGUGAUUGGACGAACACAACAAGAGGCUGGCCUCUGCGAGAAUGAUCCUGCUGUGGCAUUACAACCUUGUCCGCUUCACAUUGGCAUCAUCCCUGCAGGCUCCACAGACUGUGUGUGUUACGCUACUGUGGGGGUGAUCGACCCCGUCACUUCAGCUUUGCAUAUCAUCAUUGGGGACUCUCAACCUUUGGACGUGUGCUCAGUGCAUCAUGGCAACACUCUGGUGCGCUACUCUGUGUCCCUGUUGGGCUAUGGCUUCUAUGGUGACGUGCUGGUAGAGAGUGAAAAACAUCGUUGGAUGGGGCCUCUCAGAUAUGACUAUGCCGGCACGAUGGUAUAUCUGAACAACAGGAGCUAUGCAGGCAUAGUUCAGUUUCUGCCAGCUGACCCACUGCUUUCCAGCCCCAGGGACAAAACACGCUGUCUCGCAGGGUGCAAUGUAUGUUCCAGGAGCACAGAAAGACUUUUCCCACACACUCCAGAUGCUAGCUCGCUCUACAGCUCCCACCUCAGCCAGAUCAGUGGAGACUCAGAUGGUGACUGGGUGAGCGUGGAGGGCAAGUUCAGGUGUGUGUCUCUCACUUGUAUGUCCUGCUCGUGUCCCAGAAGUCCUCUCGGCCUCUCUCCAUCCGCUCACCUGGCAGACGGAACAGGGGAUCUCAUCCUGGUGUGGGACACUCACCCACUGGCGUUCCUCCAGUACCUCUACAGGCAUACAAGCACACAGGACCGGUUUGAUCUGCCGUUUGUGGAAGUCCACCGAGUGAGGGCUGUUCGCUUCUCCGUCUUGUCUCAUGAAGAAGAGGACGCAUACAAGGAGGUAGGAGAGCCAACUGAAGUAGAAGCAAUAGCAGCAGAAGAAGAGGAUGGAGGAUAUGUGGAGGACAUAUGCAGGAGUGGAUCUCAGCAGCACUUCACAGAGAAACUUGGGGGACGUCCAAAGGCAACAUGCGCCCCCCUCUGUGGUCUGUGCUGCAGGAAAGCCCCCACUUCGUCUGCGUGGAACUGUGAUGGAGAGAUUCUACCGUUUACUGAUAUCCUCUGCAGGAUUCACGGACAGUUGGUACGACUCUACGCCAGAGGCAUAGAAGAUGCAGCGGCUAAGCACGGUUGCAACGAGAAACUGGUGAAAAGUGAAAGACGAUGACAAAUAGGGUCAUGGCCAGGGGAAAAGGGGACGGGACAGAAUGAGCAUGGACUGAAGAGAGGUAACUGUAAUGUUUUUUUUAAGGAUUGAAAUAAUAUACUAUGUUCACAUGUGUGAAUUUGUUGUCACAAUAAGAUACUCCGAGGUUUAUUUGCUGUUAGUUUUGAGUUUAUGUUUGUAUUUAUAUGUUUCCUUGGUGUAAAAGUCAA